GCAAGCUCUUUGGAGAGAAGAUCGGCCUAAAACAUUGGACCCGGACCGAUGUUCGGCGUGCAGUCAGCAGUUUGGUUUCCUUGCAGCUUGCUACUGUUCUUCCUCACUUGGAUGUCUCAAGCCUUUUUGGCGUUGAACGUGCUACUGGUGCUGCGUUGUAUUGUUGGGUUGCUCCGUGUGCUUACUACGUCGGUAUGGCCGGGCUCCGCCGGAAGUGUGGGUCCGUUCACUGCGGUGUUGCGCGCAAAUGGCUUGAGCAUGGUGCUUUACUUCUUCGGCCUCACUGUCGAGAUAGCAAGCGGUUGCGAUACAAGUGCAUGCGUCAAGUUGAUUUUGGUUUGUCCUUCUUCUUCCUUUGUCGUGUGGAUACGCGUGCUCGCAUUAGUGCCUUGGAGCAGUUGGAGAUUCGCGCUAGGAAACCCAAUGCCAAUGUGCCAUGUAAUGGCCACCGUAAGAGGCAAAGCUGCAGUUCUGGUGGUCCUCCGAGAAGACGGCCUCCGAAGCAUUGCCGCAAACAGCUGAGUGUGCAAGGGCCUUUUGCUCAUGUGAAGCUUCCUUCUGCAGCGUGCGCUCCUGCACCUUCGCACGCGUGGCCAAGUGAUUUUGCAUCCUUGUAUGUUUUCUUGUUGCGUUUGCGCUUGGUGAAGUAUGGUUUGUUUGGCCCGAUUGAUUUGUAUGCUCCUUGUCAUUCUCGCUUGUUGGCUACCUGGCGUGGUUCCAAACAUGCUGUUGUUGAUUGGAAAGUCAUGGAAAGCAAGUGGGGUACUCGUUGUGGUCCUGCUGCUUUGGUCCCUGCCAUUGGCUUGGUCCAAGGUAAGGGUAGAAAAGCGCAGGCUACAAGGCGUGUCAAUGACGCAUUGCGUUCAAGAGCAUUGCCCCCUGUGUCAGGCCUCUCGUGCAAAGUCCCUUCAGCUUGCUUGUUGCCAACUGUCAAGCAGUCUGUACGGUCUACAAUAGCAAAUUGCUCCUUGGGUUGGAACGACCAUGAGCGUGUUUGGGCCAUGUCGUGUGUCCGUUUCGUUGUCGCUUCCCCGUCAAAAUUUCGUGACCUGUUCAAUGCCCCUAAGGUGAGCAAAGAGCUGCAGAGCAAAAGGAUUGAUGCCGCUUUUUCGCUUGGUGUGCUUGAUGGCUUGCGUCGAGUUGAAAAAGUGUGGGAUGUGCCUGUUCGGCUGUCGUCGUCUGAUGCGUCCCGUGCUGUUGAAGGGUGCGUGGCGUCUUGUUGCAGCAAACUUGGCUUGUGUGUCUCGGAUGUUGCUGCGGCUACUUCGUGUGGCGUCCGUGUGCUCAUUUCCUGCCCCGUGUACAUUCAGGAAAGUCGUCGCCAGCUUGCUACGUUGGUGGAGUACGAGUCUUACACUGCGGACAUGCGUCCGUGCCCAGACCAGGCUGUUGUCCCAGAUGACAAAGCCAAGAAAUAUAUGUGGCUCCUUCCUGUGUGGCUGUAUCAACGCUUGCUCCUGGCAUUUUGCUUUGGUGGCUAA
Molecule: messenger RNA, 1481 nt
Organism: Cladocopium goreaui
Lineage: Eukaryota; Dinophyceae; Suessiales; Symbiodiniaceae
Source: the annotation of a GenBank genome assembly